UUUGUUCUUUUAAUAUUUGUAGAAUUGAGUUUUACAUUGUUUUAAAUAGUUAAAAUUUCCGUUUUGAUUAUCACUUAAUGAAUGUAUAUAUAUAUAUAUAUAUAUAUAUAGUUUAAACAUCUAAGUGAGAAGAAAAUAUUUAAUUCUUUAAUAAUACAUAUCAAGAAAUUACAAAAAUUAUGGAUAUCAAGAAUUUACAAGAAUUUAUGGAAUUGGUUGGUCGAUUGAAACAUAUGAAAAGAACAGGAUGGGUUCUUAAAAAUGUUCCUGAUCCAGAAACAAUUGCAGGUCAUAUGUAUAGGAUGGCUAUGUUUUCUUUCUUGGUAGAUAACGAAAAUUUAGAUAAAGUCAAAAUCAUGCAAAUGGCUUUAAUACAUGAUUUAGCUGAAUGUAUUGUGGGAGAUAUAACACCUUCUUGUGGUAUUCCAUCUGAAAUUAAACACAAGUUAGAAGAUGAAGCUAUGGAAGAUAUUUGCAAACUUCUUGGAGAUAGAGGACCUAUGAUAUUAGAGAUAUUUCGUGAAUAUGAAAAGCAAGAAUCUCCGGAAGCAAAAUAUGUUAAAGAUUUAGACAGAUUAGAUUUAAUUAUGCAAGCAUAUGAAUAUGAAAAAAGGGAUAAUAUUCCUGGAAAAUUAGAAGAAUUUUUUACUACUACAAGUGGCAAGAUAAGGCAUCCUUUUAUUCAAAAAUUAGCAUCUGAAAUUAUUGCAAGAAGACAAGCUUUAUGUUGUAAUUUAACUACCUCAGUAUAACUUUGUAUUUAUG
Molecule: messenger RNA, 765 nt
Organism: Apis dorsata (giant honeybee)
Lineage: Eukaryota; Metazoa; Arthropoda; Insecta; Hymenoptera; Apidae
Product: HD domain-containing protein 2
Exons: 4
Coding region: 180-752 (190 amino acids)
Cellular component (GO): cytoplasm
Molecular function (GO): 5'-deoxynucleotidase activity
Source: RefSeq, a predicted model, not a curated record